Molecule: messenger RNA, 1670 nt
Organism: Owenia fusiformis
Lineage: Eukaryota; Metazoa; Annelida; Polychaeta; Sabellida; Oweniidae
Source: the annotation of a GenBank genome assembly
CAAACGGUAACUUCCGGUUUAUAAAAAUGAGUGAAAAUCAACAAAGUCAAGUUGUUUUGCUGCAAAAUGCUCUAAAGGCGACGAAAGAACUUAGGACAAGCGUUCAAAAUGUUUUUGGAAAACUCUGCGAUGGAAUGGAGGACGGAGAAGACCAGGAAAAGACUUUAUUGAACGACUUGCAGCAAAGUUUGAUGAAAGUCAACACUGAUCUUGGAGAACUGGAGAAGAUGGGGAGCAGUAUUCAGGGUGGAUCUCAACUGGUUAUUGGCAAUACAUCGUAUCUUAGUCUAGACCCUGUGGUAGAUAAAACUCCAGCAUAUACGCAACUUUUACAGUCUUAUAAAUGGUCAAAUAAGGUAUCAGAACAUGCUGGCUUUGCUCAUGCACUAUUGCACCAGAAUUCAUUAAAAAGGUCUCAUCUGCCAUCAUCGGGCCAAGCAAAGAGGCUACGUAAACAUCCACCAACAAUUCAUACUGUACCAGAAAAAGUUGUGGAUACCUUAGUUGCUAAUUUGGACCAAAUGUUUCCGGACAUGUCCUUGACCCUGAGUAGACCUCUGGGGGCUAGUGGUAUUAUACAGGUCACACUAAGUAGGACGUUAAAGGCAGUGGUGGUACUAAGGGGUCUACUUAUAGAGUCUGUGAUUGUCAGGGGCUAUGGGGAGGAAAUGUACAAGGAAAAUGGAAAGUUGGACAUUUGGAGAAAAUCUAAACAUGCAGUUUUUAACAAGAUCACGGAGAAUGCCAGUGCUGCCAUGCUGCACUUCUAUGCCCCUCUAAUGGCUGAUAUCGCAGUAAAAUCAUUCCUUACAUGGCUUCAUAGCUACAAGAAGUUAUUCUCAACACUAUGUGUAAAAUGUAACAAAUAUUUAGUAGACAAUCUACCUCCAACUUGGAGAGAUUUGCGGAAUUUAGAUCCUUAUCAUGAGAGUUGCAGACCUUGAAACUGUAUACAUAACAGUAAUAAUUGACCAGUAUGUACUGGAAAAUACCAUGGCUGGUGUGGUGACUGGUGAGAGACAUUUGCAAGAUUUGAUACAAAGGGAUAGUCAAAUUAGGUUUACUUCAUAUUUGUUGCGGUUUGAUAACAAGUAACCGUUGGACCGCAAUGACAGCAUGAAAGACUGCAUUAAGUGUAUUAAUAAAAGAUGAACUCAAAAGGUGGCUUUUUGUUGCCAAUGUGAGGUUUGUUGUAUGGGACGAGAUUCUACCCUGAAUUCUACCUUAGAUUCUACCCGCUUUACCCACUGACCAUGACAAAUGAUUUACCAGUAAAGGUUUUACUGUUCAUAAGAGGAUCUCAAAUUAAAUGUAAAUUCCAAUGUUAAUAACUGGCAGCUACAAAAUCAAAACUGAAUUUGGAUUCUCAAUAAAUAAAUGUGGUUCUGUGCAAUUAUAUGGUUGCCAUCUUUAUAAUGAAUGGAAGUCAUUAACAGAGCGAGAAAGCAUCAUACUAAUUCUCUACUAUGUGAUCAUAUGAACAACAUGAAUCUGCAAUUGUGCUGUAUGGCAUAAUCUGUAUACUUUAAUAAGAAAAAUACAAAAACAAAGAAUUAAAAUAUUAUAUUUUUGUUCCAUUUAUUGUAAACUAUGUGUGUAUAAAUAUAAAUGUAUAGUAGGUUAUAGGAACAUCAACAAAAACUAAUCUAAAAACUAAAAAAUAAUCCCAU